AACACAACCUCAAUGCACGAUUGUUGUAAUUCAAAAUCCGGCUGCUCAAAAAUAAUGGACGAACAGAUGCCUGAGGAAGUGGUUGUGCGAUUCGAAGAACUCGGUGCUCUUGAGCACGAGUUUGAGGAAGCCGAGCUAGAGAUCAUCCGCAAAGCCGAGGCGCUCCAAAGUCCUCUCUACAAGAAGCGCGCCGACUUCGUCGCUAACAUUCCACACUUUUGGUCGCUUGUCUUUGAGCAAGCACCUCCGGAGAUCGACAACUUCAUCCAGCCCACAGACUCCAAGGUCUUCGCAGAGUGCCUCGAAACAUUUGAAGUCUCGCGGUUUGAGCUAGACGAGCCAAAUGGCUCACCUCGUAGCUUUUCGCUCAAGCUUGGAUUCAGCGACAACGAAUACUUCGAGGACAAGGUACUGGAGAAGAAGUUCUGGUUUAGGAAGACAAAGGACUGGCAGGGUCUGGUUUCCGAGCCUGUCAAGAUCAACUGGAAAAAGGGCAAGGACCUUACGGGCGGCCUCACUGAUGCGGCAUACAAGCUAGGCGAGUUGAGGAAGAAGCUUGGAGCCGACACUGCGAGUGGUGCUGCGAGAAAAGAGGAGGCUAAGUCCAAGGAAUACAAGAAGCUGGCGCAAUUGAUCGAAACCGCUACAGAUGCUUCGGUCAGCUUCUUCGGCCUCUUCUCGUUCGUCUCGGGGUACCGAUGGGUCAGCGCCGAAGAGUCAGCGCAAGUUACAAAGGAAGAGAAAGAGAGGUUCGAAAAGAUCAAGCGGGGAGAGAAGGUUGAGGAGGAAGAUGAAGAAGAAGAGGACCCGCAAGACUACCAGGAGAUCGAGGUCUUCCCUGGUGGUGACGAGGUUGCUACCAUCAUUGCUGAAGACAUGUGGCCCAACGCUAUCAAAUACUACAAGGGAACCUUUGACGAAGACGAAGACGACGAAGAGCUAUCGGACCUUGAUGUCAUGGAUGCUACCGACAACGAUGAUGAUGACGAUGACGACGACGACGAGCAAGAGCCUGUUGAUAUCCGCGCCUUGGUAGGCAAGGGUCGGAAAUCAGGACAGGAGCCUCCCGCGAAGAAGCAGCGCAAGACUUGAGUAUACCAACACAUGAUGGCCUAAUAGCUACUUCUCUAUGUUAAGGGACAGAUGAAAACAAACCAUAUAUACCCGGUGAGGUCUGCCAUAUCAGCUAGAUUUUCACAUGUAAUGAACGAGUUGAUCGACA
This is a messenger RNA of Pyrenophora tritici-repentis Pt-1C-BFP, 1222 nucleotides long. Lineage: Eukaryota; Fungi; Ascomycota; Dothideomycetes; Pleosporales; Pleosporaceae. The record is from RefSeq and is a predicted model, not a curated record.